Molecule: messenger RNA, 717 nt
Organism: Kwoniella shivajii
Lineage: Eukaryota; Fungi; Basidiomycota; Tremellomycetes; Tremellales; Cryptococcaceae
Exons: 5
Coding region: 1-717 (238 amino acids)
Biological process (GO): peptidyl-arginine methylation
Molecular function (GO): protein-arginine omega-N monomethyltransferase activity
Source: RefSeq, a predicted model, not a curated record
AUGUCUCAAGCAACACUUCAAAAGGGAUACAAAUAUGUGAUCGAGCAUAUGGAGGAGGAUGAUGAGGUGACUAAAGCCUUACCUGAUUGGGUCAAACUUGAAUAUUCUCACAUGUUGAAACUCGUUGGUCCCUCUUCCACUGUUCAUUUCACUUCACUCUCAUCAUCUUCCAUCCCACCUCUAAACGCCCACUUAUCUGCGCCUAACCCUGUAUCGUCUCCAACAUCCCCUACGAUCCAUCUUGAAUCAACCUCAAAGGGACAUCCAACGACAUUACCUAUAUUAGAAUUACUUCCAACCUUGAAUCCACCCAUUAACAAAGACAGAGUAUGUUUACUUGAUCCCAGAGCUGAAAAAGUUUUAUCACCUGAAGAUUCAGAUUUGUUCGACGUGUUUCUCUAUGGUGGUAUAUUAGGUGAUGAUCCACCAAGAGACCGAACUGGUGAAUUAAGGAAAUUGGGAUUUCAAGGUAGACAUUUAGGUGAAAAGCAAAUGACUACUGAUACUGCUGUUGGAGUUACUAAAAUCGUUGUUGAGGAUGGCGUACCACUUGACAAAAUCCCUUACACCGACUUCCCAACUAUCACCUUUAACAAGCACGAGUCCAUCGAAAUGCCUUUCCGAUACGUCGUAGAUGAGAAAGGCGAACCAAUACUGCCUCCAGGUAUGAAGGAGCAUCUCAAAGCGGAUUUGAACCGAAGCAUCGAUGACUUUUAG